UCUCACGCGCCUUAUAUGGGAAAGGAAUUAGUUGCGCGAACAAGGGCGGAAACGCAGCGCGGUGACAGCUGGGUAAAUUCACCGACAUCCAGGAAGAAUAGACGAAGCACAGUCUGCUGUCCUGCGAGCCUGCACACUGACUGCACACUCCAACAGCGAAAUAAAACACCAAAUCACUGCUUGACCACUUUAGCAGGUAUGGCUGAUUUGGCGGGUCUGGUGCAGCGGCUGGAGUUGGCGGUUGGUCGUCUGGAGUCCAUGUCUGGCCCUGGAGGCAGCUCUGGUGGAGGUUCAGGAGGAGCUGUAUCUGCAUAUGUAGAGGCGUUCGACGCCAUUGUCAACGGUCCAGUGGCCCAGUACUUGUCCCUCAGUCAAAAGAUCGGGGGCGACGUCCAGAAACAUGCAGAAAUGAUAAAGAAGGGGUUCGCCAGUGAGAGAGAAGUCCUCAUGACGGCCUCCUCCAGCCAGAAGCCCUCUGAUGACGUCAUGAAGAACAUCCUGAAGCCGGUGUCUACAAUCAUCUGUCAGGUGCAGGAGUUUCGCGAGAAGAACCGCACCUCGCCGCAGUUCAACCACCUCUCCGCUGUGAGCGAAAGCGUGCCGGGGCUCGGAUGGAUUGCCAUGGCUCCUAAACCAGGCCCCUAUGUUAAAGAGAUGCAGGAUGCCGCCAUGUUCUACACCAACCGUGUGCUCAAGGACUUCAAGGAGAAGGACAAGACACAUGUGGAUUGGGUGAAGGCUUAUCUCCUCAUCUGGACUGACCUGCAGACCUACAUCAAACAGCACCACACCACCGGGCUGUCCUGGAGCAAGAGUGGUCCUGUAGCUUCGGGCUCCGCAACUCCCCGGGCUCCUGCUGGCGGUUGUCCUCCCCCACCUCCCCCUGGACCUCCUCCUCCCCCCAUGGACAUCAGCUCUGGCAGCAGUGCCGCUCAACCGGACUGUCGCAAUGCUCUGUUUGAAUCCCUCAACAAAGGUUCAGACAUCACUCAAGGCCUGAGGCAUGUGAGCGACAACGAGAAGACCCACAAGAAUCCUAAUCUGAGGGGUCAGGGUGCUCCGGUACGCAGCGGACCCAAACCUUUCGCUUCCCCGACUCCCAGACCUGCUGCGUCUGCCGCCCCUACUCGCACACUGCCCCCAGUGUUGGAGCUGGACGGGAAGAAGUGGAAAGUGGAGAACCAGGAGGGAGCUGAAGGCUUGGUAAUCAAAGAUACUGAGCUCAAACAAGUGGUUUAUGCUUACAAGUGUAACAAGAGCACCCUGCAGGUCAAGGGCAAAAUCAACUCCAUCAUUGUAGACAACUGUAAGAAAAUGGGCCUGGUGUUCGAUGAUGUUGUCGGCAUCAUAGAGAUCAUCAACUGCAAGGAUGUCAAGGUCCAGGUCAUAGGUAAGGUCCCAACCAUCUCUAUCAACAAGACAGACGGCUGCCACGUCUACCUGAGCAAAGACUCCAUGGCCUGUGAGAUCGUCAGCGCCAAGAGCUCAGAGAUGAACAUCCUGGUACCCCAAGGAGACGAUGGAGACUUUUUGGAGCACGCCGUUCCCGAGCAGUUCAAGACCGUCUGGGACGGCAAGAAGCUUGUAACCACAGCAACAGAGAUCGCCGGAUAGACGGGGACUGCUCUAAAAAAAACGGCCACCCCUCCUCCUCCUCCUCCACACCAUCCCCAUCCCCAUCCCCAUUUUUUGCUAAAUGCCUUCCUGACUGAUCCACCGCCCCACCAGCUAACUCUCACACUGUAGACUGAGAUUUGGACCUCAUGCAUUUCUAUCUCCCUCUCCUGUCAUUUUAUCAGCCAAUCACAGCUUAAGCUGUCCCUUCCAUCAGCCAAUGAGAGGACUGCUCGCUUUUUAUUCUCUGGAGCAAAACCCUCUAGCCAAUCAGCAGGGAGCAGCUUGUCGUUCAAAUUGGGUCCCCCUCCCCCUGCGAGCACUUUCCAAAAACAUUCCUGAGUUUUGCCAAUAGCUGCGACGCUCUGAGAGAUUUUGUAUCUUCCUGGAUAAUGCGAAGCUAAAUUUAACAUGUAGAAUAGCCAAAAUGGGACACAAGCACUGCAGCCAAUCAGGAUGCUUCCGGCUGUUAUUCCCUUUCCUAUUUCCUCCUCUUCUUGCUCAGGAGGGGCGGGGGGUGUAUUCUUGAAGUCCUGGUGUAAACAGUUUCUGUUCCAUUAUAUGCAAUUCACUGGUGAAGCACUUAUCCAUCGGGGCCCUUUGACAGAAGAUAAUGGCAUCCAUAUCACCUCCGCUGAUGUUGACUGUAACCACAUUAACACUCAUAGUAGAUUAUAAUGAACAAAUUGUUGGAGCACAUAAAUAAGUAAAAUCUUUUUUCACACAUUAGGAAACUCUCCAUCUAAUAUGAUGUUUGAAAAAUGCAAAGCUACAGGAUAAUUAUCAUUCCAUGUGUUUUCCCUGAAUCCCACACAUCGGACAUUCCCGAAUAUGAAAAAAAACAACAUUCCAUGUAAGGAGACGUGUAAGAGAAAGUUUGUGAUAAAGAGAAAAGAGAUGUCGGAUAAGAAUUGGAAGCAAAAGAAAAGAGGCUAAAGGACGUAAUCGUUGUUAGAAACUUCACCUCCACCUCGGUCUCUAUCGUGGAAACAUCUGCUGUAAUCAUCUGUAAAGAUAUGAACAAUUACUGAAUAGUCUUAAAUAAUCGUAGCCAUGUCUGCACUCUUUGGUUUCCUCCAGCUCUCCACGCUGUGAAGAUGUUCGCUGACUCUUCUUUUAUAUCGUCUCUUUUUCUUUUACCUCCUUUUUAUUUUGUUUUUGGGUCCAAAAUCAGAGUUCUGCUCAUUAGUACUGGAGACAUCAUUAAAAAUGUUGCAAUAAAA
Molecule: messenger RNA, 2837 nt
Organism: Notolabrus celidotus (New Zealand spotty)
Lineage: Eukaryota; Metazoa; Chordata; Actinopteri; Labriformes; Labridae
Gene: cap1
Product: CAP, adenylate cyclase-associated protein 1 (yeast)
Exons: 13
Coding region: 16-1614 (532 amino acids)
Biological process (GO): cell morphogenesis; cytoskeleton organization; regulation of adenylate cyclase activity
Cellular component (GO): cytoplasm
Molecular function (GO): adenylate cyclase binding; actin binding
Source: RefSeq, a predicted model, not a curated record